Molecule: messenger RNA, 1038 nt
Organism: Aspergillus wentii DTO 134E9
Lineage: Eukaryota; Fungi; Ascomycota; Eurotiomycetes; Eurotiales; Aspergillaceae
Exons: 2
Coding region: 1-1038 (345 amino acids)
Source: RefSeq, a predicted model, not a curated record
AUGCGGCAGCCGGAAAUGUCCCAUUCCCCUGCUUAUUAUCAGCAAAGUGGUCAGCUCGUGACCGCAUAUCCCCGAGACCUAUCGACUUCCGCGGCACAUUUACCCCCGGACUCAUCGUUAAAUCGUCAUCAACACCAUCAUCACGACGACUCUUCCCACCGUCCUCUACCGGGCCUUUCCUCCGUUCGAGACAGCGAUACUCGCCCAAACUCGGGGGCGGUUCCAUCCCGUCAUUCCCGUCAUCCUCCCCAGACACCCGCCGAGUCUUAUCGUCCCGAGUCUGAGCAGUCAGUGGCGGUUCCGGUGACGUCCGUUAUUUCCUCGCCCCAUUUCGAGAACGGUUCGAUAUUGACCUGGGGUUCGAAUAGUAGCGGGGCCGCGCGCAAAGAAGAGCGCAUCCGUGGUAGUUUGACCGACCAUUCAUCAUACAUGUCUGGCGACAAUCAUCCCCACAGUGUCUCCCGCGUCCAGAAGCGAACCAUCCAAGAUGACGAUCUUCUUGAGGAUGACAAUCAGGAUGCUCUCUUGAUGCUGUUUCGACUUUCAAUCCCCGUCCCUCUCUUCUCCCUUUGCGCUUCCUUGUAUACCAUCUUCGGCCUCCUCUUCGUAAUCCUCGUCUCCCCCCUUCGUCUUUGCUCCUGCAUUCCAUACCUUCGCUCAAACUCCUUCCGAACACAACUCUGCGACCUAUUCGCGCCUCCGCUACAUGUGCACGAACGGUUAGUUUGUUUGCGACAGUCAAACUCUUUUCGUUCAUCCUCAUCACAAUGGAUCUACAACGACCCAGAUCGAUCGUCACCUUCAGACCCUAGCGACGACUACUCGAUCGGCGGUUUAAUCGCGGUCCUCCUUCUCUCAUCGCUUCUAUCCAUAGCGUUCGUCCUCCUCGUUUGGACUGCGGCAUCAUUCUGGGUUUUCGCCAUGAUUCUGGGAAAUCCCGAUGGCACAGAACGCAAAGAUGACGGUCGGGCCGCCGUACUGGGCGUGAGCAGAUGGUGGCAGCGAUGGUUAGGGAAGGCCAGGAAACUGUCUUCCUAA